Messenger RNA from Exophiala bonariae, 903 nucleotides. RefSeq lists its product as uncharacterized. Bases 1 to 903 code for a protein of 300 amino acids. NCBI's taxonomy places the organism in Eukaryota, Fungi, Ascomycota, Eurotiomycetes, Chaetothyriales, Herpotrichiellaceae. The record is from RefSeq and is a predicted model, not a curated record. The transcript is spliced from 2 exons.
AUGGUAAGGUUUAUUGGCUCUACACCGACACGGUACUUCACAGAGUCAAUUCGUGACUUUGUAGCACAAGUUGGCAAGACGAGAUUUCUGAUUACUGGUAGGUUGAGUGGGAGUCUCGGCAUUGAGGCUGCGAUCAUGCAUUACGGUCUAGAUGUCAGUAGUGGAAUUCCUCACAUCCACAAACAGGUUUGGACCGUGCCUAAGGGCAGUGGAAGCCCGAAGGCUUACUUUGAUCUCCCAGGCUUUUCUCUGUAUGGCGAUUUCGCCCUUGUGGUGAAAAUGGCUGACGAUUUGCACCAGUCGUGGAGACCCCCUACUAGUCGAGCUCGGUAUUGCUCAGAUAAGAUCGUUCGAAGAACCAUAAAAUGCGCCAUUGCCUUCUGUUUGUAUACAGUCGGCAUUCCAGGCAUUUACUAUGGUACAGAACAGGGAUUCGAUGGUUCCGGCGGAAGCCACAGCUAUCUUAGAGAGUCAAUGCUUGGAGGCCCUUUGGAGCAUUCGGAUCUCGAGACCGACAUUUCUUUGAUCGCUCAAACCCGAUUUACCAGGCGGUAUCGAACCUGUGUCGUUUUCGCUCUCAGAGCAAGACGCUACGACGUGGCGACCAAUAUCUGCGACAAAUUUCGGGUGAAGGCGUUGACUUUGGUUUCCAUCAUUGCCUGGUCUCGGAUUCUCGAUGACGAAGAGUUGAUCUGCGUCAUCAGCACCGAUGAUGAGGCCACACAGACGGCUUGGGUCACAAUUGACUCCACAGAUAUCUAUCUGGAAAGCCUUUCUGUCGAGUGUGUCUGCUCUUCGGAUGAAGGUCUGGAAGGCAAACGAUUUCCAAUUGAGGAUAGGAAUGGUAAGGCGGUCCGGCUUACAGCAGAUCCUGGUCACUAUGCGAUUUAUCGCAGAGUUUGA